Symbiodinium pilosum is the source of this 679-nucleotide messenger RNA. Lineage: Eukaryota; Dinophyceae; Suessiales; Symbiodiniaceae. The record is from the annotation of a GenBank genome assembly.
GCAGCCGGAGAUCAAGCCAGUGGCUGGCUACAACGAGGCAGAUUCCUACUCCGCCGAAGCUUGGAGGGCUUUGGAGGCUUAUUUGAACAAACCCUUCACUUGCGCGGUGGACUCCAAAGGUGACUUGCUAAUAUCCGAUGGACUGAAUCAGAGGCUACGUAAGAUUACGGGCUACAACUCCCACUGUAGCACCAGCGAACAGUUCACGCCCCAGCAAGUCCAGGACUUUGAGCGUCUCCUUGCAGAAGCAGAUGCUGCCUGUAACAACCAGUCUCAACCGCAGCUUGUAGAGAUUUACACAAGCGCUCAGGCAGAAGUGGUUGAGAAUGGAAAUGUGCAGCUGGUUCAAGAUGAAUUCUGCAACUUUGGGUCGUCACCUCGACUUGCCGACAUGGCUAACUACACCACCAACGUCUUCGUCCUCUGCCAGGUGUGCCAAGAGCUCAACCCAAGGCCUGUUGCUUGUCCCUGGCCCGAGCUAUGUAUGUGCCGAGAUGCCAUAAUGAACGUGGCCAGAAGCCUUGUUUACAUUCAUUGCCCGCAGCGAAAUGCCUUCGUUGAUCCUUGGCAUCGCUGGGUGACCGCCAUAACCAGCUGUUUGUUGGAAGACCCACAAGCAGCACAGUGGUACAAUAGUAGUACCACUGCACAACUGCAGCAACACCUGCAGACCAUUUGA